Messenger RNA from Syngnathus typhle (broad-nosed pipefish), 3708 nucleotides. RefSeq names its product beta-1,4-mannosyl-glycoprotein 4-beta-N-acetylglucosaminyltransferase-like. Gene Ontology annotation, biological process: protein N-linked glycosylation; N-acetylglucosamine metabolic process. Bases 162 to 1967 code for a protein of 601 amino acids. Gene Ontology annotation, cellular component: membrane. The record is from RefSeq and is a predicted model, not a curated record. Gene Ontology annotation, molecular function: beta-1,4-mannosylglycoprotein 4-beta-N-acetylglucosaminyltransferase activity. Lineage: Eukaryota; Metazoa; Chordata; Actinopteri; Syngnathiformes; Syngnathidae. The transcript has 5 exons.
AUCAAACUUCCAUUUUUCUCUUGACUAAAAUCCACUAUUUUCAGUGACUUAUCAUUUCUUUUCUCCCGACUGCAUUCGUUGCGACCCUCAGUGAGAGGGGGAUUUUCCUCCAACCUGUGGAAAGGAAAGUGUCAACUUCUCCUGAUUGCCAUAUAUUUGACAUGUGCUUCAGGAUGAAAAUGCGGCGGCACAGGGUGUUCUUGCUGUGCACGGUGGGCCUGUGCGUCAUCUCCUUCCUGCACUACUACAAGGCCCUCCACUAUGUGUCCCUCCUCCGCGAGCUCUCGGCGCCGUAUCCCAACAUCAAGUCCAUCGUGGUGCCCGGAUUCUUCUGGCAGGAGAAGGGACCCGGAACAGGCAUGCCGCUCAGCCCCGCUUCUCCCGAGGAGGCGCCCCCGCUGACGGUCCUCCGCCCGUCGCUCCCCAAAACCAGAGCUUCGGCCGAGGGGGACCGGGUCGCGGCCGAGGCGGAAGGGACCGGCGCGGUGGCCAGCGUGGGACUGGAGAUGAGGAUCGGGGAGGUGCCGGCGCCUCCUCACCCUUGGGAGAAACCGGACGAGAACCCGAGGGGGGACCUUCCGAGUCUGCAGCAGGAAAAUGGCCUUCCCCUACGGCAUCCCACCCACCUGAGCGGCGACCCGGCCCACCCGACGGCGUUCCUCAAAACCGGGCCGCCCUCGGACUCGUCGGAAUCCAUGGGCGACCUGCACACCCGCACUUACCGACUGCGAGACGACAAGACGCCGUACUUUGCCCGAACCCGAGCCGGGGCGCUCUGCUUCCGACAGGGCACUGAGGUGGUCGGACCCAAAGCGGGCGGCGCCGGCGGGGCGGCCGCCCUCCCCGGCGGGGCCGCCGGCACGGGCCAUCGCAAACCUCUGCAGCUCCAGCAGCGGGCCUCGGCGCCGCCCAAGGCCAAGACCCGGGCCACGCGGGGCGGGCGGCGGCUGGUGAAGUGCGUGUGCCGGCCCGGCUGGCACGGCCCCUACUGCGGGGUGCCCACCAUGGUGUACCACUCCAACCUGCCCACCAAGGAGCGUCUGACGCCCAGAGAGUUGCCCCGCCGCGUCAUCAACGCCAUCAACGUCAACCACGAGUUCGACCUGCUGCACGUUCGCUUUCACGAGCUGGCGCAGGCCGUCGACCUCUUCCUCGUGUGCGAGUCCAACUUCACCGCCUACGGCGAGAGAAGACCUCUCAGUUUUCUGCGUCUGCUCCUGAACGGCACCUUCGACUACGUGCGCCACAAGAUCCUGUACGUGUUCCUGGACCAUUUCCCCGAGGGCGGGCGACUGGACGGCUGGAUCGCCGACAACUACCUGCGCACGUUCCUGACGCGCAACGGCAUGUCGCGGGUGGAGGGCGGCCGGCCGGACGAUGUCUUUGUCAUCAACGACGCCGACGAGAUCCCGGCUCGCGAGGGGCUCCUCUUCCUCAAGCUGUUUGACGGCUGGACCGAGCCCUUCGCCAUCCACAUGCGCAAGUUGCUGUACGGCUUCUUCUGGAAGCAGCUGGGCUCCCUGGAGGUGGUGUCGGGCUGCACCACGGGCAUGCUGCACGCCGUCUACGAGGGCGACGGCAUCAAGCUGCGCCGGCGCAAGUACUACACCAUGGCGGCCUUCCGCAAGUAUGAGAACGACACGGGCCACAUCCUGGUCCAGUGGUCCCUGGGCAGCCCCUUCCACUUUGCCGGCUGGCACUGCUCCUGGUGCUUCCCCCCCGAGGGCAUCCUCUUCAAGCUGGUGUCGGCCCAGAACGGCGACUUCCCGCGCUGGGGUGACUACGAGGACAAGCGCGACCUGGGCUACAUCCGCCAGCUGAUCCGGACCGGCGGCUGGUUCGACGGCUCCCUGCAGGAUUACCCGCCCGUGGACCCCAAGGAGCACAUGUACGCACCCAAGUACAUGCUGGACCACUACCAGCGAUACCGCUACCUCCUGGAGAACCCUUACGCCGAACGACGCUGACCCGAGCGGGACCGGUCUGGGAACCGGACCGGACUGGACGCGACCACUGGAUUUACGCAAGCGCUCGUUUGCCCCUCCACUCUUUCUUGUCGUCACGUUUGGAGACUUCCUCUUCACACACACGCACACAUGCAUCUUCCUGCGUGUGCGUGAGCGAGAUGGACUACUCGUGUGUGUGUCUGUGUGUUUGAACCAACGAGCCAUCAUCAGUCAAAGGAGGUUUUUGCUGUGAUUUGAUUGCGCCCACAUGUGGAUCGCAAGUGUGUGUGUGUAUGGGGGAGUGUGUGUGUACUAAUCCGUUGUGAGUUACCAGUGUGCGUGUGUGUGCGUGCGCUUUUGUAUGUUAAAGGGAGGUUUUGCUGUGGUUUUGCCCCCCCAGCCCUUCAUGAGAAUUGCAGGUGUGUGUGUGUGCGUGUGUGUGUGUGUGUGUGUGUGUGCGUGUGCGUGUGUGUGUGUGUGUGCGCCAAUCAUAAGUGAGUGUUGAGCGUGUGUGCUCGCGGCAGGCCAAAAGAACGUUUGACUCCUCCUCGGAAACAAAUCGUACGUCCCGAGAAGAUGAGCGAGUGGCCACUUCCGUUUGCGUGUUUUGUUGAUAUCAAAUAAUGUACCGUUUUUUUCCUUGUAUAAUGGGCAAAAUUUAACUAAUUUAUUGUCCUAAAAUCUGGGGUGCGCAUUAUACAUGGGUACAAUUUUUUUUUUUUUUUUUUAAGAAAGUCAUGGUACAACAAAACCAACAACAGGACUGACCGACACAGACGUGGAACAAAAAGAAGGUGACAUUACCAAAGACAGGAACAUAAACCAAACAGACAUCAUGACAUCAUCCGACGGUGAGCGAGGCGCAGGCAGGACUUAAAUACAAAACACGUUACAUUGAUUGAGGUGACACAGGAAGAGAGGGGCGACGCGAACAGAAACUAUGGCAACCUAGACACAUAGCAAAACUGGGGACGAGACAUGACAAAUCUCCCUCGAAAUAAAACUUGAAAUCACCUUUCUUCUUGUUUGUUGUCAAUCGCGCAUCGCAUUCAGCCAUCCUGCCCAACACACUUAGUCAGUAAAAUUCAUAAUUGACGACACAUCGUUUGAUGCGAUGGUGCAAUCCUUGAUGGUGUGUUAUUGUCAAAUAUUGUUUGUUUUUUAAUCUCCAUCGCGGACCGGAUGUCAUACGGAGGCCGCCAUUACAGAUGCGCAGAACGGUUGCGCAAGACACGUCAGCUAUAUAAAGAGCGAGAGUUCAGUUCUCCACCUAUUAGUUUCAAUUCACAGUUUAAUUAGCAGUUUCAAUCAGCAAAUAACAAAAUGCGUAUUACAGGUAAUAUUUUAUUUCACAACACUUUGCCUUGUUCCUUUCGUCUCUGCUGUUCACUUCAAACACGCUCCAUACGACCGCAAUGCUCUCGUAUCAGACGCUUGCUCGAUCACCUGCUUGUUUGCUGUCUGUCACAAUAUACCCUACACAAAUCCGAAACAUUUGUUGCGGCUCCGAGUCACGACGAGGGGCAAGUUUUGGUUUCCAAGGGUGUUUUUAUUCCUCUUCAAUGUCUCUCCCAUACAGAGCCGCCUUUUUCACAUGUCCGCACGCCACUUUCCUCUCUUUUCAUCUGAUCGCGGUGGUGCCUUUACGGGCAGUCGGAGAAAUCAACGCCAACCAAAAAAGUUACAUCCAGCCUAGUUAAGACCAUACCAAAGACUAUAAAAAUGGGACCCAUUGCCUCCCUGCGUGUGUGACGAUCAUUGG